UGAUAAUUGUGUGGUCCCAUACCCCUUUCUCUCUUACAUUACUAUAGACCGACUUGGGUAUGGUUCGAGUUCCUUUCAUCAGCCGCCUAUCUCUUUUGGAGUAUACCGCUCUUGUUCUUGGUUUUUUAUUCCUUACCCUCGAAACUAUCCUUCGUCUGAUCGUCCUUUUUCUUCCAAAACCCAUCAUCAAUUGGUUCUACAGACGUUCUCGAACUAUCUUCAAGUACACUGUCGGACCCCCGCAAAGCAAGUCUCCAGAAAAGAAGGCUUCAGAUCUCGUUUUACAUGCCAGAGAUUUCGGGGAGCUCUGCGAUAUUUACGGAUAUACACCGGAGGAACAUGUCGUGAUGACAAAGGACGGAUAUCUACUCGGCCUUCAUCGUUUGCCUUCGAAAGCGGGGAGACAAAAGACGAGUCCGGGAACAAGCACAGGAAAGCCUGUUGUGUAUCUUCAUCAUGGUCUCUUGAUGAACAGCGAGGUCUGGGUCUGUCUCACUGACGCUGAACGUUGUCUUCCAUUCACCCUCGUUGAGAAUGGUUAUGACGUUUGGCUGGGGAACAAUCGAGGUAAUAAAUAUUCCAAAAAGUCAAUACACCAUAAUCCGAACUCGUCAAAAUUUUGGGACUUUAGUAUCGAUGACUUCGCCUGGCACGACAUCCCUGAUUCCAUACAUUAUAUUCUGGACAUUACCAAGUCUUCAAAACUCAGUUACAUCGGCUUCAGUCAGGGUACCGCACAGGCAUUCGCUGCGCUCAGUAUACACCCCCAGCUGAACGAAAAAAUCAACGUUUUCAUAGCUCUUGCACCUGCUGUCAGCCCCGCCGGCCUUGCACAGCCUAUCGUAGACGGUCUCAUGAAAGCUUCGCCAACUCUCGUCUAUCUUUUCUUCGGCCGUAAAUCUAUUCUCUCUUCAGCAACGCUGUGGCAAGCUAUUCUUUACCCUCCAAUAUUUGCCUCCGUGAUCGACACGUCACUCGUCGUCUUGUUCAACUGGCGUAGUCGCAAUAUCUCGCAUUACCAGAAGAUAUGCGCCUACGCACAUCUGUACUCUUUCGCCUCUGUCAAGGCUGUCGUGCACUGGUUCCAGAUCAUGCGUACCGGUGCAUUCCUAAUGUACGACGACGAUCUGUCAAGUAUGUCACCUGUGAUGAGGACAACGAUGCGCACGUACAGGCCCGCAAGGUUCCCUACAAAGCACAUUGUUACCCCCAUUGUGCUACUGUAUGGAGACGAGGACAGUUUGGUCGAUAUUGAAGUCAUGGUGGAGCAGCUACCGAAGCAUGUCGUCGUUAAGAGGUUGGCAGGUUAUGAGCACUUGGACAUUUUGUGGGGAAAGGAUGUUCAUAAAGACGUGAUUCCCCAUGUGCUGGAGACAUUGGAAGCUUACAAGGCUCCGCAGAAGAUGGAUAAUGGGCUUAAUGGCACUUCAUGCGAGUAGAUGUAUCUUAUCAGCGUGUUUUUUUUUUUACCGCAUUCAUAUAUUUAUGAACGCU
Guyanagaster necrorhizus is the source of this 1494-nucleotide messenger RNA. Its product is annotated as triacylglycerol lipase. The record is from RefSeq and is a predicted model, not a curated record. Bases 60 to 1439 code for a protein of 459 amino acids. NCBI's taxonomy places the organism in Eukaryota, Fungi, Basidiomycota, Agaricomycetes, Agaricales, Physalacriaceae. The transcript has 4 exons.